AUGGCUUUUUACGGUGCAGGAUUUGCUCCUUAUGGUAGCGGCUUCUUUGGUGACUCUGGUUUAACUGCUCGUUUUGAUAAUUACUUGGGUUGGUAUGAACGACAUAAGCACGGUGCUCAUUCGGCAAGAGUACUAAGUCCAGGUCAUUACUCAAGUUCUAUUCAUUGGGGUCCACCAAGUGUAUAUCCAGCACCAGCAUUUGAUCCAGGUUUUGGUGGUUAUGGUUUCUAUGGUUGGUAA
Molecule: messenger RNA, 240 nt
Organism: Rotaria sp. Silwood1
Lineage: Eukaryota; Metazoa; Rotifera; Eurotatoria; Philodinida; Philodinidae
Source: the annotation of a GenBank genome assembly